ACCAAACCCCCUCUCUCUCUCUCUCUCUCUCUCUCGCGCGCGCUCUUCGAUCGAUCGAUCGCUCUCUUCGAUCGGAAUCGCACCUGGAUGGGGGCAUCUAGUGCUCCGGAUUCGUCGCGAGGGACGACGCAAUCCAUGGUUUCGAUUCGCGUGUUGGAUUCCCGAAUCUGAAACCCUAGAAAUGUGAUUGACGUGAGGGCGUUUGAGAUCGCGAUUUGGUGGGAUGUUGUCGUAAUCUGAUGGGAACUCAGGGUUGGGUGAAGGAUAUAUGGUGGAUUUGUAUGCGUAAAGGUGUUUCUUUUACCGUCUCAUCGGAUUCUUUUAGGGUUUCAUUGCCUUAAUCGGCAUAAAUUUUGGCUUCUCUAGCGGAAAGUUUCGAUCUUGUCAUUUGGGUCUCGUAAUAAGCUAAUUUGGAUUAUGAUGGAGCAUAUAAUUGGGGGGAAGUUUAAGCUUGGGAGGAAGAUUGGUGGUGGAUCUUUUGGGGAGAUUUAUCUUGGUGUUAACAUACAAAGUGGAGAGGAAGUGGCCAUCAAAUUGGAACCUGUUAAAACAAAGCAUCCUCAACUUCACUAUGAGUCCAAAUUGUAUAUGCUUCUCCAGGAUGGAACUGGUGUUCCACGCUUGAAGUGGUUUGGCGUGGAGGGAGAGUACAAUGUCAUGGUUAUUGAUCUUCUUGGACCAAGCUUGGAGGACCUGUUCAACUACUGCAAUAGAAAGUUUUCUUUGAAAACAGUUCUUAUGCUUGCUGAUCAGUUAAUUAACCGAGUUGAGUAUAUGCAUUCGAGGGGAUUUCUUCAUCGUGAUAUCAAGCCAGACAACUUCCUUAUGGGUUUAGGCCGUAAAGCAAAUCAGGUUUACAUUAUUGAUUAUGGCCUCGCAAAGAAGUAUAGAGACCUUCAAACUCAUAAGCACAUACCCUACAGGGAGAACAAAAAUCUCACAGGAACAGCACGUUAUGCUAGCGUCAAUACUCAUCUUGGAGUAGAACAAAGCAGGAGAGAUGAUCUGGAAUCUCUUGGUUAUGUUCUCAUGUAUUUCUUAAGGGGAAGUCUUCCUUGGCAGGGCUUAAAAGCUGGCACGAAAAAGCAAAAGUACGACAAAAUUAGUGAAAAGAAGAUGCUUACUCCAGUUGAGGUGCUGUGCAAGUCUUAUCCAUCGGAGUUCAUUUCCUACUUCCAUUAUUGUCGGUCCUUGCGAUUUGAAGACAAGCCAGAUUACGCUUAUCUAAAGAGACUAUUCCGUGACCUAUUUAUUCGAGAAGGAUACCAAUUUGACUAUGUAUUUGACUGGACAAUAUUGAAGUAUCCUCAGAUCGGAUCGAGUACCAAACUGCAACAGCCUACAGGAAGGACCGGCGGAGCUGCUGGCCUACCUCUAGAAAGACCAGAAAGGACUUUGGCGGGACAAGAGAUCCGCGACAGGUUCUCUGGUGCAGUUGAAGCAUUUGCUAGGAGAAAUGCUUCGGGUUCUGGUCAUCACAGAGAACAUUCCAAGCACAGAAUCUUAGAGGAUUCACCAAGUUUGCCCAAAGAGGUUGUCAAUUUGGACAAGACACGCGCCACCUCUUCGCGUAAUGGCGGCUCGUCAAAAAGGGCUGUCGUAUCAGCUAGCAGGCCGACUUCUUCCGGAGAGUUCAGCGACCAGAAUCGGAGCCGGCUUCAUUCGAGCAGCGGUGGCAGCAGCAGCCGCCCUUCCACCAUCCAACAGCAGAGGCUUCACCACUCUGGGGGGAUCGAGACCAGGCCUUCUUCGCAUUCGAGAACUGCAGCUGGGAGGGGGUCCCGCGAUGACCCCGCCCUCCGAAGCUUCGAGUUCCUGUCAAUCAGCGCAGAGAGGAGGAAAUGAUGCAGGGAAACAGAAAGAGAGAAAAUUUCUGGUAUAAAAUGGUUAUUCUGUAUGCUACGAAUGGAUUCCGAGUAGCGUAAUGGAUUUAUUCUUUUGCCUUGUGGUGGUGAGAUCUGCAUGGGUGGCAAAAUUUCUGUUCUUCGUUGCAUUUGCUCGUUGCGGCCUUAUUCUGCGGCAAUCCACACUUGUAAGGCGCAAGUUCUUAAAAUUCUCAGAAGGGGGGCAUUUUAACCUCAUUAUGGGAACUCCUUGGCCUUUCUCUAAUGUUCUAUUAUUAUGAAGGAUGUGAAUGUUAUUUUGGAUUAUUGUUUAAAUCAAAUGUCUACCAAAUAAAUAUGCAUGUUUAUGUUAAGCUUACCUCCUUUUGUUUACAAAUUAAUGGAGCUGUGAAAUCUA
Molecule: messenger RNA, 2241 nt
Organism: Ananas comosus (pineapple)
Lineage: Eukaryota; Viridiplantae; Streptophyta; Magnoliopsida; Poales; Bromeliaceae
Product: casein kinase 1-like
Exons: 14
Coding region: 418-1845 (475 amino acids)
Biological process (GO): peptidyl-serine phosphorylation; endocytosis; signal transduction
Cellular component (GO): cytoplasm; nucleus
Molecular function (GO): protein serine/threonine kinase activity; ATP binding
Source: RefSeq, a predicted model, not a curated record